Molecule: messenger RNA, 552 nt
Organism: Gaeumannomyces tritici R3-111a-1
Lineage: Eukaryota; Fungi; Ascomycota; Sordariomycetes; Magnaporthales; Magnaporthaceae
Product: ADP-ribosylation factor
Exons: 4
Coding region: 1-552 (183 amino acids)
Biological process (GO): vesicle-mediated transport; intracellular protein transport
Cellular component (GO): plasma membrane; cytoplasm
Molecular function (GO): GTP binding; GTPase activity
Source: RefSeq, a predicted model, not a curated record
AUGGGUCUCAGCGUCAGCAAGUUGUUUGACCGGCUCUGGGGGAAGAAGGAGAUGAGAAUUCUCAUGGUCGGUCUCGACGCUGCCGGAAAGACCACCAUUCUCUACAAGCUGAAGCUCGGCGAGAUUGUUACCACGAUUCCCACCAUCGGUUUCAACGUGGAGACUGUCGAGUACAAGAACAUCCAGUUCACCGUGUGGGAUGUUGGUGGCCAGGACAAGAUCAGGCCUCUGUGGAGACAUUACUUCCAGAACACGCAGGGUAUCAUCUUCGUCGUCGACUCCAACGAUCGUGACCGUAUCGUCGAGGCCCGCGAGGAGCUUCAGCGCAUGCUCAACGAGGACGAGCUCCGAGAGGCCAUCCUCCUGGUCUUUGCGAACAAGCAGGAUCUUCCUAAUGCCAUGAACGCGGCCGAGAUCACAGACAAGCUGGGCCUCCACAGCUUGAGACAACGUGCCUGGUACAUCCAAUCGACCUGUGCCACGUCUGGAGACGGUCUUUACGAGGGUCUCGAAUGGCUUGCGACGACCCUCCGCAAGGCGGGUCAUCAGUAA